Andrographis paniculata is the source of this 2325-nucleotide messenger RNA. RefSeq lists its product as uncharacterized. The coding region runs from base 1 to 2325 and encodes 774 amino acids. The transcript has 4 exons. NCBI's taxonomy places the organism in Eukaryota, Viridiplantae, Streptophyta, Magnoliopsida, Lamiales, Acanthaceae. The record is from RefSeq and is a predicted model, not a curated record.
AUGUCUCAAGCUUCUAUUCCUGGUAACUCCUUGCACGAUAUGGUUAAAACUAUUGCCUCUUUUGUUUUGCAAUUUCAACAAGAGACAAGAGCAAGUAUUAAAAACUUGGAAGAUCAAAUGUCUCAAUUUGUGAAAGAGGUGAGGGAUAUGAAAGAGAGGGAGAAAGGCAAGCUACCGGUUCAAACCCACAUGAACCCGAGCAAUGUUAGUUCAAUGGUCUUGCGAAGUGGUAAGGAGCUAGAAGGUUUGAAGAUUGUUGCACAAAAAGAGAAAACUGAAGAGGAGAUUGAGCAAGAAGCGAACAAGUCAACUGAUCAGGUGAAUUCUAAACCUCCUAUUCAAUCAAAUGCUAAUGUUGCUUCAUUUUCUCACAGGUUAGCAAAACCGGCUAAGAGCGAUAAAGACAAGGAGAUCAUGGAGAUAAUUAAGAAAGUAGAGCUAAGUAUUCAUUUGCUCGAUGCAAUUAAGCAAGUCCCCCGUUAUGCGAAAUUUGUGUACCAAGAAACAGAAGUUGAGAGGGGACGAAAAAAUGAAGUCUUUGACUUGAGUGGAAAGGAUGAAUUGGAGAUUGCACUCACAAACUAUUUGGAUAUGAACUCUUUGGAUAAAGUGCCAAUGAGUGGUGCAUUGGAGGAAAUGAUUCGGGCUUUGCAAUCUUUGCCGCAUGAAACAUUAAGGUAUGUUGUGGUUAAUUCAGCUUUAACAAAAUCUGAUAAGGGGUUGUUGUCAUCUGUUGUGCAGGCACCGGCUUUGGAGAUGAAGCCAUUGCCCUCGAACUUGAAGUAUGCUUUCCUAGGAGUUGGAGAGACAUUACCGGUGAUCAUAUCUGCUACAUUGUCUCCUAGUCAAGAGGAGAAGUUGAUCCAAAUUUUGAGAGAGCACAAAGAAGCCAUUGGGUGGACGUUAGCUGAUAUAAAAGAGAUUAGCCCAUUUCUUUGCACCCACAAGAUUUUGAUGGAAGUCGUAAAGAAAGAGAUCUUGAAGCUCUUGGAUGCCGAUAUCAUCUAUCCAAUUUCGGAUAGUCAAUGGGUAAGUCCAAUUCAUGUUGUCCCAAAGAAGGCGGGAGUCACGAUUGAGGUUGACCACUAUGGUAAGUUGAUCCCGGUUCGGAAACAAACCGGUUGGCGUCAAUGCAUCGACUACCAUAAGCUAAAUUCAGUCACAAAGAAAGAUCAUUUUCCAUUACCUUUCAUUGAUCAAAUGGUUGAGAGACUAGCGGGAAGAUCUCAUUAUUGCUUUCUAGAUGGUUUUUCAGGUUAUUUCCAAAUUGCGAUUUCACCGGAGGAUCAAGAAAAGACGACAUUCACUUGUCCCUUUGGCACUUUUGCUUAUAGGCGGAUGCCAUUUGGCUUGUGCAAUGCCCCUGCGACAUUUCAGCGGUGUAUAGAAAACAUAUUUUCUGAAUAUGUAGGAAAGAUUAUUGAGGUUUUCAUGGAUGAUUUCAGUGUAUAUGAAAAUAAUUUUGAUACUUGUUUAGAUAAUUUGGUUUUGAUCUUGAGAAGGUGUCGAGAGACAAAGUUAGUUUUGAAUUGGGAAAAAUGUCAAUUUAUGGUAGAAAAGAGAAUAGUUCAUGGACAUUUAGUUUCAUCAAAAGGAAUAAAGGUAGAUAAAGCCAAAAUUGAUAUUAUCUCUGCCUUACCCUAUCCCAUUUCGGCAUUUGACAAGAUUAAAGAGUUGUUGACAUCACCGCCCAUCAUUCAACCACCAAAUUGGGAUUUACCUUUUGAGAUUAUGUGUGAUGCAAGUGACACGGCAGUGAGAGCUGUACUUGGACAGAGAAGUGGAAAUAUUUCAUGGACAAUCUACUAUGCAUCAAAAGCACUCAAUGGAGCCCAAUUGAACUACUCCACUAAUGAAAAAGAACUCUUAGCCGUUGUUUUUGCUUUAGAAAAAUUUAGAUCUUACUUGUUGGGUACUAAAGUAAUUGUAUUUUCAGGCCAUGAAGCUUUGAUGUAUCUAAUGGCGAAGAAAGAAAGCAAACCAAGGCUUAUACGAUGGAUAUUACUUCUACAAGAAUUUGAUGUGGAGAUUCGAGAUAAAAAGGGAAGUGAAAAUUUGGUAGUUGACCAUUUAAGUCGUCUUUCUAUGGUUCAUGAUGAACUACAUUUGAGGGAGUAUUUUCUGGAUGAGCAAUUACUUGUGAUUUCUUGUUCUUCUCCUUGGUAUGCUGAUUUAGUGAACUAUUUGGCCACUAAUAAAUUCCCUGAAAGAUGGAAAAAAACAAAGAAGGAUAAGCUGAGAACUGAUGCAAAAUACUAUGUUUGGGAUGACCCAUACCUGUGGAAACGAUGUGCAGACCAAGUCAUUCGACGAUGUGUCGAAUAA